AUGGACGACCGUACAGUGGAUUUAAUAUUUGCGGGUUCUCUGAAGUCCUUGCCGCCUGUAAGCUCUAAAAUCGUGAGGAUUUUCACCAGCUCCACAUUCACAGAUACAACGAUGGAAAGAAAUACGUUAAUGGCGAAAUGUUAUCCUAGAAUUAAGGAUUACUGCAGGGAGAAACACGGCCUGGAGUUUCAGGUGGUGGAUAUGCGUUGGGGCGUCCGUGAUGAAGCCACCGAUGACCACAUGACCACAGAGCUAUGCAUGAGAGAGAUAAAGAACUGCCAGCGCUUGUCUAUGGGACCUAACUUCGUUGUGUUUUUGGGGCAGAAGUAUGGAUAUAGACCAAUCCCGACAUAUGUCCUCUCAUCGGAGCUGCAAAUGCUGCGAGAUGAGCUUGCAGCUGGCGGUGUGGACGUAAUUCUCCUGGACACCUGGUACAAGAAGGACUCGAAUGCUGUGCCCCCCGUGUCCGUGUUACAGCCGAUAUCGUCAAUCCUUAUCAAUUUUAACAACAAGCGGGUUCCAAAAUUACAAGCAGAGGAUCAGGCUAUAUGGUGGGACACAUUGGGCAAGAUGCAGAAACUCUUUCGCAAGGCAUCUUUGCAACUCUACAAUUCUGGAAAGAUAGACAAGGACACGAUGCACAAUUACUUUAUGUCAGUUACCGAACGAGAAGUAAUAAACGGCGUUUUAAACGUGAAGAAUACGAAAAAUCAUUGUUUGGCGUACGUUCGUUAUAUCAAUAACAUUAAUUUACAAAAUCUGAAGAAGGCCAGCAAUUUCGUGGACAUCCUCAACAGAAGCUUAGAUGCUGAAGCUUCGAAGUUAUUAGCUGAUCUUCGAGAUGUAAGAUUACCAGAGAAAAUUGAAACGACAAAUAUACAAAAAUACACAGUGGAAUGGAUCGGACGCGAAGGUCUGGACAACGAAACGCACGGAGAAUACCUGAAUCACUUUAUUGCACAUUUCUACAAAAACAUAAUUAAACUUGUGGAUAGAGCAAUGCGAAAGGAGGACAGCAGUGCCCAGGGUCAGAUAGUCACGGAAAUUCUUCAACAUCUCCACGCUUGCAAUAAUUCUGUAAAGGUCUUCCAUGGGCGACAAGAUGAUCUGCAAUUCAUUGAGAAUUAUAUGAAAAAUUCCUCUGAUAAACCAUUAGUAUUAUAUGGAGAAGGUGGAUGCGGCAAAACAAGUCUCCUGGCAAAGAGUUCAGCCACGUCCCUGAACACGUGGUUCGCGGAAUGUCGGCCGACGAACAUCAUACGGUUUCUAGGAACCACUCCUGACUCUAGUGCGCUUACGCCCACACUUAUAUCUAUCUGUCAACAGAUCUCAUACAACUUCGCUCUUCCGUUCGAGAGCAUUCCUGAUGACCUCGUACCAUUGACAGCCCACUUCAAACAGCUCCUAACGAUGGCCACGCAGCAACAGCCUCUCCUGUUGUUCAUGGAUUCCGUCGAUCAGCUCACAGGAAUCGGGACUGAGAACAACAAGGUUUCGUGGUUGCCUACCAGGCUACCACCACAUUGUAAGAUCAUUGUUACGUGUGCUUGUGAAGAAGCUAAUCCAGAGGUAUCUAAAGAGUAUGACGUACUGCGUCGUAUGAUCGACUCCGAAGACAAUUUCUUGGAAGUGAAGGCUUUAGGAGAAGAUCUCGCCAUGCAAGUAUUGAAGUUAUGGAUGGCAGCUGCUGCACGAGAUCUUAGCAAUUACCAAUGGAGGCUGGUAUCCAACGCGAUAGGACAAUGUUCCUUACCUAUCUUCGUCAAGCUGGUUUUUGCAGAGGUUUGUCGAUGGAGAAGUUACACAAAGCCUCAAGACACACAUUUGGCAUCUACUGUUAUGGACUCUAUCAUGAUGCUCUUCGAAAGGAUCGAGAAACAGCAUGGCCGUCUAUUAGUCUUCCACGCUCUCGCCUAUAUAACAGCUGCACGGAGUGGUCUAUCUGAAACGGAACUAGAGGAUCUCAUUUCACUUGACGACAGAGUGCUAGACGAUGUAUACCAAUACCAUCUGCCACCUGUGAGACGUAUACCACCUUUGCUCUGGACGAGGAUCCGCAACGACCUUCCAAAUUAUUUAUCUGAACGAGAGGCAGAUGGUGUCUCUGUCAUGAACUGGUACCACAGACAAUUCCGCGAUACAGCUAGAGAAAGAUACUUCAAGAACAUGAACAUGGCUAUGUACUUUCACUCUAUGAUUGCUGACUAUUAUUUGGGUAUUUGGGGAGGAGGUACUCCAAAACCUUUCAAGUACACUGAGAUACAAAGACAUAGAUUCAAUCUGGCUGAUAAAGAAGGUGUUGCUGAUCGAAAAGUACCCCUGCAGCCACUAGUGUUUACAUCAGCUGAUGGUUCCAGCAAGAGAUACAAUUUACGAAAAUUCGGUGAGCUGCCGUUCCAUCUGGUUAGAUCCAAGCGUUUUACUGAUUUGUAUGCUGAAGUACUGUUUAACUACGAAUGGCUUCAUGCAAAACUCAAUUGCUGCCCACUUCAAGCCGUUCUUGCUGAUUUCGAAGACUCCAAACUUCACGUUAACAAGGAUGCUGUGAGAGAACUGAUGCUCGUUGCUGACGCGUUGCGUCUGGGAGGUGCUAUAUUAGGAACAUACCCCGAUAUGCUAGCUCCUCAAUUAGUUGGACGAUUGUUACCCGAAGCUGGGCAGAAUCCAGCCGUCUCUUCUCUGCUCAAACAGUGUCAUGAUAAGGGAAAAAAUCAUUGCGCAUUGCUACCGUCUCACCAUUGUCUUCAUACACCUGGAGGCCCAUUGAAAUAUUCCCUCGAAGGGCACCAAUUUGCAGUGUUCGCGUUCCGUUUAAGCUCCGAUAAACGUUACGUGGUGUCUAUAUCUAGUCGCGUCAUCUCAUGGGACUUGUCUACGUCGGACCUGGCCAGGGACCUUUGUCCACAGCUGGAAGGAAUCAUGCAGAACCUUGAAUUGUCCCCUGACAAUAAAUGGGCUGCCGCUUCUACUAAUAACUCAGUUUCCAUCUUGCUGAAUAUGCUGACAAGUGAAUACAUCACCAUUGAAAAUCCGUUAGAUGAAGGCGAAACAGUCCGCGGUGUUUUCGUCUUAAACCACCACAUGGUAAUCUACGGUCCGCAAUCGUGGGUUCAGUACAAUACUCGUGGGGAGCACGAAGACACCAUCCCAGCACCGACAACUGAACCAUAUGAUGAUUUCAAAUGGGAAAUUCUAUCUAUGGACUUCAGGGAUCUUGAAAACAUCGUCCUUAUAAUGUGGAGUGGAGACUUGGAUGAUGAUAGGCUUUUGGUUCAUUUCUGUAAAGCCGGUGCUUGGAUGAAGCCGCUAAGGUGUAGAGGUGCUGUCAGUUUGGACAAGUACUGGAGUAGAAUUUACAGUAGCGAUCCCGAGAGAGGAUAUCAGAUAACUGCAUAUGAAUUGGACGGAGAACAAUCCACUUGGCAAAAAGUGGAAGAGCUCCAGCACCAAGAGACGGAUACCGCGGAAGCUAUGUUGCAGUUGAAAAGAGGGAAGAAGGACAGAAUGCUACUUGCAACAACAACAUAUAGUUUUGUUGUCUGGGAUUUCAACAACUACAUACCACGUGGAAACCACGAAAUCACAAAUGAAAAAUCUAAAGAUGAAGACAAGGCUGAGAUUGAGGAAGAGGAAGAAAAAAUAGACGCACCAGAAAAGGAUCUCCGUUUGGAAGGAAUCGUGUUAAAACUACCACACACCAUACGAAAUAUAUCCACCAAAAUGACACAAUCCAAUUCGUUCAUGAUCAGUAAAAACUAUAAGUAUGCUGUGGCGGGGGUAAGAAAGAACCUAUACGUCUGGAGUCUAGAGACGACGAAAUUAAUUAAGGUGCUGGACGCACACUUCGGUAGAAUCGUGCAGUUGGAGCCCCUUACAGUAGGGACCUGGAACAACGUAAUCACAUCUUCCAUAGACAGAACAGUGAAGAUCUGGAAUAUAGAUAACAUUUUCGAGCAAGUGCAUAAAAUCGAUAGACAGGAGUUGCCAAUUGAUUCAGUUAGCUUGGCUCGCGACAAACAGCUUGCAGUCACUGUAACACGCAGUUGCUGGGGUCUAUGGGACACCAGCACUGGAAGACUCCUGGCACAGCUAGCUGAAGCACCUCUUGGGGCAAUCGUGACUCAUGCAAUUAUAACACCUAACGGAGAAACAGUCAUCACGGCGGAAUCUGGUAACGUGGUCAUUUGGGACAUUACCGAUCAACAAGUGGUUUUCAAAGAAGAACAGAAAGGCGUGAAGCAACUUCUACUUCUAGAAGAUGGGACUAAAUUGGUGACUAUUUCGAUGCGGAUACCACCAGAUAAUACUGACAAUGUGGCAACUGCGCUUAUUGUGGCUCGAACCAUUCCAGAUGGUGAAAAAAUCUAUGCAGUGGAUUACGAAGUUCGCGGAACAGGAUACAAGUCAGCCGUGGUAUCUAUAGAUGAGCACCAUAUCGUUGCUCCUGGGUUAGACAAGUCUUCACGAGAAUGUCUUCAUGUCUUCCAUGCAAGAACUGGUGCAAGAUUACAUAGAAUCCCAAUAAAGAACAGUGGAAUCAAGGAUAUGCAAUCCAUCGUGGCUUUACCUCACAAACCUCACUGGGUCGGUGUCGUAGGCAACGACAAAGCUGGCAUUCUAGAUAUUAAGACUAAGAGACAUGUCAGAUUCGUGCCCCGCUGGAACGGCGCUUGCACAAAAGACGGUAAGACCGGUCUCUGCGCUCCGUCAAGAGGAGGUCUAGAUCUGAUAGAGUUAAAACGAGGGACAUCAGUACAGCAGCUGAUAUCGCGAGCCGCUGAAGGCGUGUUCUCCAUCAUUACAAUGUUCAGCUCUACUGAUGAGUAUGUCUUCUACUACCACAGCGGCAGAAAGACAUUACGGGUUUUCAGGACGGUAGAUGGUCGCGCGAUAGCCGAAUAUCGUGCGCCAGCUGAAGUGACGGGAGUCGCAAGCGCACACGGCGGGCGCGCUGUCGCUAUUGCGUCCCAAGAUGGAUGCCUGACCAUACUAAAUAUUGUCGAUCCGCACAAGUAG
Leptosia nina is the source of this 5016-nucleotide messenger RNA. The record is from the annotation of a GenBank genome assembly. NCBI's taxonomy places the organism in Eukaryota, Metazoa, Arthropoda, Insecta, Lepidoptera, Pieridae.